AUGAAGGCAGCUAGAGAUCAGUCGAGGUCGGAUGUCUCAGAGGCUGGUGUGGGCGGUCAGCAGACGGCACUGGCCGUGCUCCUGGAGCAGGCUUUCAGCAUCAAAGAGGAGGUCGCGGCAGGUCUUCAGUCCACCAGGGGCUCCGUCCAGGUGGAGGCACUUUCCCGCAAGCUGCUGGAGAGACACAUACUGACGGUCACACACAUUGUCAAGCAGCUGAGCAUGGAGAUACAGGCAGUGGACAGACAGCUCGUGCAGCGGGACUCUGUCACCUCUGGAACCACACGAGCCGUUCAAAGCUUAGACCAAAAAAACACGGCUGCCAUUGGAGACCUGAGAGCAAGAGUAGCCAGGUGUGAUGCCAGCAUUGUGAAGCUGAGCGUGGACGUGAGCUCCGGGGAGCGGCAGAUGAAGCGACUGCAGCAGGAGAUGAAAGACCUCAGAGCAGCUGUCGAUGUAAAGAUUAAAGAACUGGAAGUCAAGCUCCAUCGUGACCUUGGAGGACUGACAACGUCAUUGACAGAGAUUUCCAAGAGUCAAAGGAACGACGUGUCUGAGCUGAAGAGACGCGAUGAGUUACGGGAAGACAAGAUGUGGAGUGGGUUAAAAGAAGUCAAAGAACAGACAGAUUCACUGAAGAAGUGGACAGAACAACAGCUCAGUGAUUCUCUACAGAACAACCAGCGGCUACAUGAAAACAUGGUGGAGGCAGAGUCCAGAUUGAGUGGACAGCUGUUUGCUCUGGAGGUCCGUGUGGAUCAGGCCGAACGGAGUCAAGCGGAUCGGCUGAAACGCUCCGAGAACAAACUGGGUCUGAGGAUGAGCUCAGUGGAGAGCGGCCUUCAUCAGGAGCUGCAGCUGCUCAAACAGGAAUAUCACAAAGGGUUCCAGUCGGUGUACGAUGCCAUCGAGUCCCUGAGGCAGAUAAGCGACGUUAAGUCUCGCCUCGACAAGGAGAAGCUGCAGAACGAGAUCAGGCACAUCUGCAGUAAGGUCGCAGACAUCAGUGACUGAAGAAGAGCCGCCCUUUUUUUAACAUCACUGUCUAUCCUGAAGAAACUCACUUUUUUUAUACAUGUGCUCACAGCUAAUUCCUCCUUAAUGAAGAAGCAAAUCCUGAAACCUUGUAUCAAAAGGCAAAAAGAAAAGAUAAUUUGCAUUGUAAAUGAAAAUGCCUGGCUAAUUUUGUGCAGUUAUGUACCUUUUGAAACAGGUUAUUAAAUAAAAGCAUUUCUAAUUAAAACAGGCUAUUUUUCUAGUGUA
Messenger RNA from Solea solea (common sole), 1263 nucleotides. It is a transcript of the gene fam81b, whose product is annotated as family with sequence similarity 81 member B. The transcript is spliced from 9 exons. The record is from RefSeq and is a predicted model, not a curated record. The coding region runs from base 1 to 1014 and encodes 337 amino acids. NCBI's taxonomy places the organism in Eukaryota, Metazoa, Chordata, Actinopteri, Pleuronectiformes, Soleidae.